Messenger RNA from Scedosporium apiospermum, 1863 nucleotides. RefSeq lists its product as uncharacterized. The coding region runs from base 1 to 1863 and encodes 620 amino acids. The record is from RefSeq and is a predicted model, not a curated record. The transcript is spliced from 2 exons. NCBI's taxonomy places the organism in Eukaryota, Fungi, Ascomycota, Sordariomycetes, Microascales, Microascaceae.
AUGGAAAAUAACCCAAACUUCUCCAGCAGCCCUCCGGGGUCUGCAAGGCCACUGAAUAUCUGCUCGCCAGACCGCGUUAACCAACAGAGACCCCAUUCCGCCCUCAUGUCCACGAUACGAAACGAGCUACGGGACAGCUCCGUUCACGAGAAGAUUUCCCAAUUCAACAGCCUCGCGAGCCAUGGAAAGCAGCUCGAACGCAAGACGGCAGACGCCGCGCUCACAAGGGCCCUUAUCGGCCGCGAAGAGGCGGAAAAUGAGGUGCGGAGAACUCGCGAGGAGAAUAGAUUGUUGAGAAAAGCCCUUGAAGACGGCAAGGAAAGAGAGAAGCGAGUUAGUGAGCGCAUGGAACAGGUUAUGGACCAAUACAUCCGCUUAAAAGAAAUGCACCAACAUACGCAAGCGAUUUGGGAAAAAGAGAUCCGACGACAACGAAAGGAGUACUUCAAAGCGCACUCGGUCGGAGUUAAACAUGCGGAAGAACUCAAGUUGGCUAAGGAGUCCCUAAAGACAGCCGAGUCCAGCCUCGUCAAGGAGAAGGAGCGCAGUCGCGCUCGAGAGCAAGAAGCCUUCAAGGCACGCUAUCAGAUUGUCGGAGUGCAAGAGCAGCUCGAGCAGGCGUUGGAGAGGGUCAAGGUCGUCGAACAGGAACGUGAUGCCUUCAAGACCCUGGCGAAGAACGAGGAGGUAGCUCGCAUCGCUGCCGAGGGCUGUAUACCGCUUCCCCCGGCCGACGAUGCGGACGAUGAGUUUGCGUCCCCCAAGAAGAAGCCCAGGGCAUCCUUGUCCGUCGUGGACAUUGUCUCCUCUGCAGCUAGUGAGCAAGAGAUUGAGGAUCUCUCCCUGCAGCUCGAGUGGGAGAAGAAGCGCGCGGACCGGGCGCAAGAACACGUUGACUUCCUCCUCGCAGAGUGCGAGCUACGCUCUUGCCCAUGCGCAAGGUCGAACAGACGGACGACCUUGCUCUCGCCUCGCCGCAUGCGACCUCAGAAUAUUGAGAUUUUGGACGCUGCUGAUUUGGCCAUUCUUAGCAAGAGGGCCGCCGACGCCGAAAUGGCCAUUCCAGAAUUGGAGGCUCAGGCUAGAGCCCCUAUCCAGGAGGAGGAGCAAGAGGCAGUCGUUGCUCUGGAGCCCAAGCCCAAACCCAAGGAAAAGCGACGAAGCACUAUUUUCUGCCCUAAGGAGGGCAUCUUCCGCACCAUCUCGCAGGAAGAGGCUGAGGCUCUGGAAAAGGUUGAAGAAGAUACCUAUACCGAACCACCUACCCCUGUCGAACCUAGGCCGGAUCAUCCCAAGUACGCCAGGACUCCCUCCGUCGACCCGCCUUCCUUUGCCCUGCUAGCACAGGAGCGAACCUCUCUCCUCUCCCUCCUUAACGCCCCCCAUGAAGACAUGCAUGAUGAUUAUACCGACGAUCUCCCCUCGAUCCCGACCAUGUCCGACAUGUCCAACGAGGACAACGCCCGAUGCAUCGUCUAUGAGGAUGAGAACGCUACGCCACGCGCUCAGAUGCAGAUAGACACGACGGAUGUAUCGCGGCCCCAUACCUCGGCGGCGUUCUACACGGUCACCACCACGACAACAGUCCCUCUACGAGAUGAUAAGAUCCCGGAUGAGUCCGACUUCCAGAACCGCGUUCGGAGCCAGUCUCGGGGCAGCCAGUCGUCCUUUGACGCCUCCAACCCGGCUUUGACGCCGACCAUGACGCGGGAACAGGCGCUUGCUCAGAUCCGUGAACGUCGGGGGCGUGCGCGAAGCGCGGCACAGGGAGCCGCGACGCCACGGAGGCAGAUGGUUAAGGGUGUGGAGAGGAGGGACAUGAGUGCGCCGAUGGCGCGUCUCGCUAACAAGUCUCGAUCUUAA